Linum tenue is the source of this 1385-nucleotide messenger RNA. NCBI's taxonomy places the organism in Eukaryota, Viridiplantae, Streptophyta, Magnoliopsida, Malpighiales, Linaceae. The record is from the annotation of a GenBank genome assembly.
CAAAUUAGCAUGAAAUAAAAAAUGUAAUGAGUAAAUAUUUGUAUACUAUAGAGUUGAGUGACCAAUACGCAAUGUAGCGUUUAAUUCAUAUUGGACCAACCGAACCAAGUACCAACCAACGACUUCAGAGUUCAGCGUCAACGAAACGGCAUUCUUCCCCGUCGUUGGAGAAAGAGGCUCCCGCCGUCGUCCAAAGACCAAAAUGAAGGCAACUUCCCGGCGGAAACGAGCAGCGAACUCCCUGGAGCCCGUUGAAUCGCGCGACGAAAUCGAGUCGAAAGCCACUGCGAUUCAACGCCGGGUGAGGUCGUUGAGGGCUGUUGGAGUUUCGGCUAAAGGUAGAGGCAGAGCCAAAUGCCAUCCUGGUCGACUGCAACCGCCAAUUCAAUCGUCGUCGCCAUUCUCGCCUUCCGCGGAGCUCACCGUCUUGCCUCGGGAGUUCUUCCAAAUCGACGCCCUCGACCUGGCCCCUCGCUUGCUCGGCAAGCUCCUGCGCAGAGACGACGUCAUUCUUCGGAUUACCGAGGUAGAAGCUUACAGACCUAAUGAUUCAGCCUGCCAUGGCAGAUUUGGGAUUACUCCGAGAACUGCUCCAGUGUUUGGAGCGGGAGGGCAUGCAUAUGUUUAUCUUUGCUAUGGACUGCACACAAUGCUCAAUGUUGUUGCCGAUGAGGAAGGAGUUGGAGCUGCUGUACUUAUUCGUGCUUGUGCUCCUGUUAGUGGUUUGGACACGAUUAAGAGGCGACGAGGUCAGGAGACUGACAAACCUGUGCUCCUCACUGGUCCUGGCAAGAUUGGUCAAGCAUUGGGGAUUUCAACAGAAUGGUCUAACCACCCUCUUUAUUCUCCAGGUGGUUUGGAGAUCUUGGAUGCACCCGAGCCUGAACAAAUACUGGCUGGUCCACGCGUCGGUAUCGACUAUGCGUUACCAGAACAUGUCAAUGCAUUGUGGAGGUUUGCCAUUGCCGGCAGCCCUUGGAUAAGUGCUCCUAAAAACACCCUGAGACCGCUCUGAACUACCCCUGUAUAGCUAGCUGUAAAUGUACAUUUGUACAGGGACAUCUCUUCUCAUGUGUGUAUAUGUGCAGUAGACAGUAGAAGGUCUGUCUUACUGCAAGUCUAGAUGUCUUCCUUUUUCCAGUUGAUGGCUAAACUGUUGGUUAGGGUUCUUGCUCCCCACCACGCUUGGCGUCCACCAUCUCCUUAAGAGCACUCUCAUUUCCACUGGAGCAUAAGCCAAAGCCCUAGUGGCUAAUACUACUAUGUGAUAUUUAAGUAUAACUUGCAAGAUCAUUGUACUUUUGGGUCUUCUGCCCUUUUUACUACUAAAAAAGUUCAAAGAAAUUAUAGAGUGUCUUGAUGUGACUUGUUUAUCUUAUUUGUAA